CCCAAAAUCUCACAAAUCGUAGGUUUUUCUCUUAAGCGUUACAUAAAUCUCCAAUUCGAAUAAAUAUUAAAUACUUAAUAAACUUUUCUUCCACUAGUUACAGAAAAACCCGUCAUACAAAAGUUUUCUAAUUCCGUAUUACAUGCAUAUUAUUUUGUUUUAAUAACAAUUAGGUACUUAGGCACUAUUAGGUGACUUGCCUAAUUAUGAGAACUUGGUAACAUAAUUAUAUUUAUUUGUUGUAGAUAACCCUCAACGUUAUCGUUACCUAUUUAUCUUAAUUACCUACAAAAACAAAUUAUUUUUGAUAUUUUAUCACUAAGCAUAUUAAAAGGCGUUGUGAAGUAAUUUUUAGUUUAGACGUGCUCAAAGAGUAGAGGAAAAUGGCGCAAUUCACAUUUGAAGGCGAUACUGAAAUCCUAGCUGACCCUCAAAUAAAACUAGUUGAAAAUGUUCUUCAGGAAAAGGGAUUCACAAGAGGAAAAAUUGUUGUAGAACAAGUGGGUAAAAAAGGGGAUAAUUACAUUGCACACGUGAAGAGAUUCAUAUACGAAGCGGAAAAUGGAACUACAUUUAAGAUGAUCGGAAAAGUUGCACCUGUAGCCGAACAAUUAAGACUAAUGAUGAAAACAAUGAUUCUAUUCAAUAACGAAAUCGUUAUGUACAAUCUAGUUUUGCCUAAGCUGAAUGAAAUUCAAAACGCAGCCGGUGUCACUGAAGAUGAAAAAGUAAGAUUUCCCGCUUGCUACGGAGUUGUGACCGAAGAACCGUACGAAUUAAUUCUGCUUGAAGAUUUAAACGAGGCAGGCUUUGAGAUGCUCGACAGAAUGAAACCCUUAACCAAUGAAAGUGUUCGUUUAGUCGUUAAAGAUUUGGCCAAAUACCAUUCACUCUCUUAUGUGUUCAAAGAUUCUGAACCGGAAAUAUAUGAAAGUUAUUCAAACAGACUGUUAAAUAUGUGGGCAAUUAUAGGUAAUGAGCCAGAAGCACAUCAGUUUUUUGAAAAGGGCGAGAAUGAUCUUCUCAAAAUGAUGUAUGAUGUAAGCGACAAGCACAAGAACGCAUUAAGAGGGUCGAUGACACAGAUUGCUCCAAUUGCUAAGAAAAUGCAAAGUUACGAAAAGGGUUCAAAAUAUUCUGUAAUCCUGCAAGGUGACUGUUGGAAUAACAAUUUCUUGUUCCGACUUGAGGACGGCAAGCCAGUUAAUGACGUAAUGAUCGAUUACCAGCUGUCAAGGGAAGGCAACCCCGCUGGCGAUCUUCUAUACCUUAUAUUCAACUGCACAGACCACGCCACCAGACUGAAGCACUACCAAGAAUGGAUCGACUAUUACCACGAAAUUCUCGACGACUCACUAAACCUUUAUGGUUUUAAAGCCAACCGCGUAUUUCCCAAAGACCAACUCGACGCAGACCUUCGACGAUAUGGGAAACUGAUGGUUAGUCUUGGCGUGAUGCUCGCGUCUAUGUUAGUAAGGGAAUCUAAAGAUGUGAUAGAUAUGAAAGAAAUGACUGGUGAUAAAGAGAAGAUGGUGGAAGACACAAUAGCGCAGAUGAACUCCUCAUUAUUGGAUGUAUCGACUAUUGUUAAAUUAAGAGAAAGGAUCUUGGGUAUUAUUGAUACUGCUUUUGAGUUUGGACUUAUUGCUGUUUAAAUAAAUUAUUUUAUUAUUACUAAAAUUAUAGCCGGUUCUGUUUUUGAAAAAGACUGAAUUGU
Messenger RNA from Cydia fagiglandana, 1717 nucleotides. RefSeq lists its product as uncharacterized. The record is from RefSeq and is a predicted model, not a curated record. The coding region runs from base 384 to 1655 and encodes 423 amino acids. Lineage: Eukaryota; Metazoa; Arthropoda; Insecta; Lepidoptera; Tortricidae. The transcript has 2 exons.